Molecule: messenger RNA, 11287 nt
Organism: Cheilinus undulatus (humphead wrasse)
Lineage: Eukaryota; Metazoa; Chordata; Actinopteri; Labriformes; Labridae
Gene: wwc1
Product: WW and C2 domain containing 1
Exons: 22
Coding region: 721-4209 (1162 amino acids)
Biological process (GO): cell migration; regulation of DNA-templated transcription; regulation of hippo signaling
Cellular component (GO): cytoplasm
Molecular function (GO): kinase binding; molecular adaptor activity
Source: RefSeq, a predicted model, not a curated record
AUCGGGACUGAGGAAAGACUUUACCGCCGCCGCCGCCGCUUCUUCCCUCCCGUCCGGCUAAUAGAGGAUAAUUUGGCUAUACUGAAGACAAGUUUGUGUGGGAUUUACCGUCUUUUACCGGCUGUGGGCUCAGCCGUUACUUUGUCCUCUCAGCGGUUGUUCAGACUGCUCGUUCCCCCCGCUGCUGGCGGUUAGCAUCGGUUACUGCUGCUAAACAUGGUGGCCUGUAGGCAAGGAGACGGAGAAGAAACGAGCUCAGUUUGGGGAUUUUUAACGAUUUAAACGCCACUCCUGGGGACCGUGGAUGAUCGCGAAUUACUUUGUAAGUCUUCAGUGAAGUUUUACCUCCGGGAAAAGUUGUAAAAACAGCGCUCACAAGUGGAAAAAUAGCAACACUGUUCUGUGUUUAUAUUACGGAUGACUUCACAUUAGGAUGAAUUGGGGCACAAGUGCAGCCCAGUGGAACUAUUUUACCCUCUGAGAUAGUUCCUGUUCAGACCCUCUCCUCCUCCCCUUUGAGGUUUGAUUCAAUGUUAAUCUUUGGAUUAUUAUGGAUUAUUAUUAUGGCCUAAUCCAGACCGCGCCACACCGGGGAUUUCUGAGGAAUAAGUGCUCCUAUUGAUGAUGAUGAUGAUGAUGAUGAUGAGAGAGAAAAGCGAUGGUUUCCCUUCGUUGUGAUUUUGAGUAGAGAGGAGUUCAUUACAUGGAGACUCGCCUGACAUGCCAAGGAAGGAGUUGCCACUACCUGAGGGUUGGGAGGAAGCCAGAGACUUUGAUGGCAAAGUCUACUACAUUGACCACAUUAACCAGUGCACGAGCUGGAUCGACCCCAGAGACAGGCAGACGAAGCCUCUGACGUUUGCUGACUGUAUCGGGGAUGAGCUGCCGGUCGGCUGGGAGGAGGCGUACGACCCCGUGGUCGGCGCGUACUAUGUCGACCACAACACAAAGAGCACCCAGCUGGAGGACCCACGGGCGCAGUGGCAGCGGGAGCAGGAGUCCAUGCUGCGGGACUACCUGGCGGUGGCGAGCGAUGCACUCAGCGCCCAGAAGGAGAUCUACCAGGUGAAGGAGCAGAGGCUCCGCCUAGCGCAGCAGGAGUACAGGCAGCUCAACGACGCAUGGAGGGACAAGUCAACGUCUCAGACCAGCUUGAAUUCUAGAUCUUCCUCAUCCAGCAAGUACGACCCCGACAUCCUGAAAGCAGAAAUCGCCACAGCCAAAAGUCGGGUGAACAAACUGAAGCGGGAUCUGGCCUGUAUGAAGCAGGAGCUGCUGUUUAAGGAACAAGGCUUCGAGACUCUCAAAGAGAUCGACCAGAAGGUGUCCAACAGCCCGUACGGCUACAAGCUGCAGGAGGCGCAGGCCAUCCUCAGCGAGGUCCGCUCCAUCCGAGACGCCAUCAGCUCCGGGGAAAAGGAGAAACAGGAGCUGAUGCAGAAACUGGCCGUGUUGAAGGACAGUUUUCAGCUGGACUCGGGCUCACAGCAGGAGCUGUGGGGAAGCAGUCCCUCGCUUGCCAACUCAGAGCUGUCCAUUCCUCGGCUCUACUUAGACGCUGGCUCCCAGACUGACAUCCCUGCUGAGUUUAUGACGAGCACCAACAAACUGGCCGAGAAGGUUCGUCUGAGUCUGAAGUACGAGGAGGCAAAGAGAAGGAUCGCCACCAUCGAGGUCCAGAUCGCCAAACUGGACAGUGAGGCAUGGCCGGGGCUGCUGGACCCAGAGCGAGACCGCCUGAUCCUGAUCAACGAGAAGGAGGAGCUGCUGAAGGAGCUGCAGUACGUCAGCCCACGCCAACGCCUGGAGCCCAACGAUGCAGAGAAGCUCGAGACUGAGAAGAAACGACUGGAGAGAGACCUGCAGGCGGCGAGGGACAACCAGAGCAAAGCUUUGACUGAGAGGCUGCGACUUCACUGUAAGAGGAACAAACUGGUGAGAGAGCUGGAGGAGAUGGUUCGACUCGCAACAUCACUACACUCGCAACUCAAAAGCCUGUCAGCGAGCACUUUGUCUUGUUCGUCUGGCAGCAGUCGAGGCUCUCUGACCUCUAGCCGUGGCUCGUUGGCGACCACCUCCAGUCUGGGCUCCACCUCCUCCCUCAGCUUCACAGACCUGUACCUGGAGCAGCCCGAGCUGGCCGACCCCGACUUUCAGAACAAACUGGACAGCCUCCUGCAGGAGGGCGGCCAGGGGGGCUACCGACCCUCCAGCUCCAUCACCACCAUCCACGAGCACGAGGUGGUGAUGGGCAGUGGAGGGAGGGACUCUGGGAGGUCUGAGGGGAAAGCAGAUGCUGCCGGAGGAGGAGCAGGAGGAGGCGGAGGAGUUGGAGCGGAGUCGUCCAGGAUCCAGGCACUCAGACUGUCAGAGACCCCCCGCUCCAUGAGCUCCUUAUCCCCGCGCUCCUCUCUCUCCUCGCUGUCUCCGCCCUGCUCGCCGCUCGUCACAGACGCUAGUUUCCUGUCAGGAGAGACGUUUGCAGGUCAGACGGGGCCUGGUGGACUGAGUCUGGACCUGGAACUUCACAGCAGGCUGGCAGAGCUGGAGCUCAGUCUGGACUCUCAGGAGGAGCAGCAGGAGGAACAUGAAGGUCACAGAGGGCUGGAGGAGAAACAGAACCGCAACACAGCGCUGGGCGAAGACGUUAAAGACUCAGCUCCACAGCUUCGAGGUACAGGGGCGGGGCCAAAGAAGAUCGGCGUUACAUCAGCAGUGUCUGACGAGUCGGUGGCUGGAGAUAGCGGCGUGUACGAGCCCUCGGAGCGCAGGCCGGGUCUCCCUGCAGACCUCCUCCUCGGCUCUUAUGAGGAGAGGUUGGCGUCAGGCUGCUCUCAGGUUCAGCUCGGUUUCCGCUACGAGUCUAGAGACCAACGCUUCACCGUCUACGUGAUGCAGCUGUCAAACUGCAGCGCCCUCUGUCUGCCGCCUGAACAGAAAAUGUAUGUGCGCGUGGCGGUACUGCCCUGCGUGGAGACGACCCGCUGCCUCUUCAGAACGCGUGGCUCUCUGCCUCAAGACGUGGUGGAGGUCAACGAAGUGUUUGGCAUGCAGAUAUCCCAUAGUGCACUGCGGCAGAAGACAUUGAGGGUCGAUGUGUGCAACACCAGCAAGUCUGGCCAUGAAGACUGUCUGGCAGGAGCUCAGAUCAGUCUGGCUGACGUCAGCUGUUCGGAGGAGAGAUGCACCAAGUGGUACAACCUGCUGAGCCGAGCAUACAUGCCAGAGAUCCGCAGCAAGGACAAGGAGAGCAGAGCAGUCGGUGGCUCUGACAGGACUCCAGUGAUCUCCAGUGUGUCCAGAGUCAGAGCUCCUGACGACGAUGAGUGGCCUGGAGAUGUUCUGGACGCCGACCUGUUCGAUGAUGAAGAAGGAAACGGAGAGGAGGAGUCAGGGGCUUUGGAUGAAGAGGAAGGCUUCUAUCCUGACAGCAGCCAAUGGGAGGCAGAGGAGGAGGAGGAAGAGGAGGUGCACGUGAGCAAACCUCCUCAUCUAGCAGCAGCAGCAGCAGCAACAAUCACAGAAAAGGUGAACAAGGAGACAAGCACAGACAGCUCUUCGUCGUCUCACCACCACUCAGUGGUUCGGCCGAAGGAACGGCGCCCGGACGUCCGGCAGCAGAACCCAUUCAUGAGGGGGAACACCAUCAUCCGGUCCAAAACAUUCUCCCCGGGACCUCAGAGCCAGUACAUCUGCAGAAUAAACCGCAGUGACAGCGACAGCUCCACGCUCUCCAAGAAGUCUCCGUUUGUGCGGAACGCUUCAGAGAGACGCAGCAUGCGUAUGAAGAAGCCUCCUGUGCAGGUCAAAGGUCUGGAUGGUCUUCUUCGGACUUCCCUGGACCUGGAGCUGGACCUGCAGGUGUCUCGGACUCGUCAGGCCCGGCUGGAUCAGGAGCUGCGGGUGCUGCGGGAGCUGAAGACGCAGCUGGAAAAAGCGAGACAGCAGGGCCAGAGAGAGCUGCCGGCCUGGGUCCAAGAAGACGAACGCUUCCGACUGCUGCUCAAACAAGCCGAGAAACAGACCCGAGAGGAGCAGCUGCAGGAGAAGCGGGUAGAGAAGAUGAUGAGAGCAGCAGCGAAGGACGUCCACAAGAUCAGGGGCCAAAGCCGCAAAGAGGUCCCUGAAGUUCAGACCUUCAGAGAGAAGAUGGCAUUCUUCACACGAGCAAAGAGCAGCAUCCCUGACCUGCCGGCUGACGACGUGUAGAGAAGCAUUUCAAAGUAUUUCCUCCUCCUGAGUCUUAAUCUGCUGUUCCAACACAAAUGAAGCAAAUGUUCAGCGGUGAAAUGAAGAAUUUAAAAGAAUAAUAAUAUGUUUAGUAGAGGAAAAAAACACUCAAAACCAUGAAGAAACACGUUUUUUAAAGAGCUCAGCAUUUCUAAAGUGGAUAGUCUUUGUUUGUAAAUUAGUGAUAGCACUGCUUGAGCUUUCUUUUUUUAUGAUUUCACUCUUUUCUUCUCGUCGUCUUUCUGUUACUAACAGGCUGUUUGUAGGCUCUUAGGUGUUUCAGAUCAUUCCAGCACAAAGUCACACAUGUGCAUAAAAUGUUUUUGUACUUUAUUUACACAUUUGGACACAAAGGAACUAUGAAUAUAUAAAUAUAUGUAUAACAAUGGCACACAGACAUCAUCAAACUAUGGUACUGAAGCAAUGUAAGCAACAAAAAAGAAAUAUGUGAACUUAACAGAUAUUUAUGUGUUUUUUAAGACCAUUUAAAAAAAAACUUUAUACGCAGAAAAUUUAAGCACACAUAAAGUUUAUCUGAUGGUUGUACAUAAUCGUCAUCAGCAUGCCUCUGGCUCCUUUCACAUUACAACGACACAGAAGGUAAACUGGAGUCGCUGCUUUACAAACCUUACUAAAAGAACUGGAAAUGAUGAUUAAGAGCAGGUCUACGGCAGAAUUUUCUUGUGUUUUUAAGCAAAAAAGAAAGUUGUCUCUCACAGAUAAACACACACAUCAUCAGCAUAAUGUAGAAACAGCACUAACACUCAGGUAGAUGUUUGGAUAGUCUGCACUUUAAGAAACUUGAGGUAAAAGUUAAAAAAAAGAUGAAAUGAAACUUGCUGUGGCUUUUAGAAAAUGAAAAAAAACAUUGCCUCAUUGUGGAGCGAAUGUUGAGGCACGUGAAGAUUGUCAGAAAAACAUGGACAGCGAAGAUAAAAUGUAUUUUUCUGACUGUGAACUGAUUGUAUCACUUUAACAUAGAGAUGAACCCUUGAAACUGACCAGCAGCUUCCCGCCAAUAGGAGGAAGGCACACCUCUGGUUGGCUGGUUCAGAUACUGUCUACCCUUACCACAUUCAACACAACUGUUGGUCAGUUUUUCUAUUUUUCUUUCAUUUUCUCACUGUGACUUCAUACUUCUCAUACAUAUCUGAGUCUCUCACUCAUUUUCUAUACUGAAGACUGGCCAUUUUUGACAACACAUUAUUCCACUUUUUCCAAAAAAAGUCCCCUCAUGUACUGGAAGCGCUUUAUUCUGAAAACCCAGACCUAUUUUCUGGACAACCCACAUUUUUCAAAAGGUUUUCCUGUUGGGUUAUUGUAUCAAGGUGUGAUGGUUCAGGUACUAACUGUGGGAUUGCAGAGUAUUUUUUUCAAGUUUGAGAGAAAGAGCUAACACCAAGGGUUGAAAAAUUAAACCAGGCUGCAGUUCCUCAAGUGUCCACUAGAGGCUGGCCCUAAAAAGCCAAGGAAUUCCCAUAAGGUCCCAUGUUAUAUACCCAUUUUAAAAGCAGAAAAAAACAUUCUUAGAGCCUGGUUCAAAUGAAGAAUUCAGUAUCAAAAGUUAUUUUCUUUAUUGUUUUCCUUUAUGUUAAUGGUGAGUUUGUCCAUAAUAUAUUCAUUUUCAUUAUGUUAAGGCUAAAAGUUAUGCGUAAAUAUGCAUAAUUAGUGGCUUGGCCAGGCUGAGGCUACAAAAUUUCAUCUUUUUUAAAUUAAAUUAUAUCCUAAAUUUUUGCGUUCAGGAAUGCUCUCUAAGCCCUCCCAGAAACUACUCAAAGUCACAAGUCCCAGUUUAAAGCCUUCCCUUUAGUCAGGGUGGUGGAAGAACAGCUGAAAAGGCCACAGUAAGGUCAUUUUCAGACUGCUAGGGUUCUGUUUUAGGUUUUGGUUUUCAGAAUAAAGUGCCUGUGGUCCGCGGGGAAAUCUUAAAAGCCUGAUGGGUAUGUUUGUCUAAAUUAAUUUGUAUCACGCAGCUUCAUUUUGGCAUGGUGACCAAGUAAAACUUCACAUAUCAACUCUUUUCCUCUCAUCAGUGGGUAAAUUUACAUUUUCAUAAUGUGACAGAGUUUGCUCUUUGUAGUCUCUGGAGGUUUUUACCAUCGUUAAGCUUUUUGUUUAGGAUUAAUUUGACUGUUCAGGCUUAGCACUCUUGUGGUUUUGUUUUUGCCACCUCAGAAAAUAUCAGACAGAAACCGUCAGAGAGGCGUUGAUGUGUGUGAAGUCAGGUAUUCAUUUACAUCGAGGCUCCUUUAUGUUUGAUGUUGUUUCCACGGCAGCCAAACUUCAGACACCAGCAGCUUUUCUCCUCUUUGUGAGUUUGUACCUGGACCUCGAGUCACUGUUAUGUAAGUCGUCCUUGGUGCUUUUAUCCUCAUUUCACCAGCGUUGACAGCAGAUGUCUCUCUAAAAACUUUGAUCUAUUCAGGUGGCACACCUUGUGUUUGUAUAUGAAAUAUACUUCAUAUAAUCCUGCUGACAACCUGAGAAGGGAGGACGGAGCUGAAUGCCUCUCAGUGGGAAGGUCGGGGUUUGAUCCUCAGUUCCUUCAGUCACCUGACAAUUUGUCCCGAGGCAAGACACCAAAUCCCUGUUAGCUAAUGCUGAUGGACACUUUACAUAGCAGCCUCCUACACCAGUGAGUGAAUGGCUGUGAACAGAAUACAAGUUCAGGUCCUUUUACCAUUAUUUUGAGAUAUUUCACCUUUUUGGCAACGUUUCAUUCAACAAACUGCUCAAAAUGUGAAAACCGUGCCGGUUAAUUAUUUGCCUAAAACAGUGCACCUGCAGAGAGGAGACUUUCAUCUUCAACCUUAUUAUUAUCCUGAAGGAAAUCAAAUCUAUGAAAGACAUCGAGACGUGUAAACGACACAUAAACGACACGUAAACAUAAUGUAAACAACACUGUAAGUUAAAUAAACUAUAAUAUUAAAAGCAGGUAAAUUCAGAUGUGUAGAAAUGUUUGGUCAAAAAAACAGGGGAAAAUUGAAUAUUAUAGUAUAAAUCUUAUUAUAAUAAUUAUUAAACCACAGGGACCUCUUAAUAGAGAGGCUUGUAAGAAUAGGGAUGGGCCAUGAUUUCAGAAUUUUAAAUAAUGGUUAAUGUAUGAAAAAUGUAGGUUUUUCUUGUGAUGAGUAAUUUAAAAAUAGAAGUUUCUACCAUUAUCAAUAUCUUUUACCAGGUCCUGGUUGUAAUGCAGUACUGCCAUCAGAGAGUGGCUAUUGCACACCUGAGCAUCAUUGUCUAAUUCUUCAACAACAACAAAAGAAGAAGAAAGCAGUAAUGUCUGUGAAACAUCUGUAAGUUUACAGACUGUAGAGGUGCCAUGAAACCAACUUUGCUUCUCUUGUAAGAAACGAUCAAUUACACUGAAUAUUUUUAUUGAAAAAAGAUCAACUAUUGAUCUGUUUAAAUUUGCAUUGUGAUAUGGAAUAAAUAAAUUCUUAAGUUGAAGUUAGCAUGGAACAAUGCUAAAUUUGUUAGCCCUUCACUGGCAGAUUCCAUAUGUGUUAGCAUCAAGCUAUGUCUUAGUGUUUUCCUCAUGCAGGAAUGAAUACGAACAGAAAUCCAGACACGGCUUCACUGGUCAGGUUGUUUGUUUCUCUGUCUUCUGUCCCGUCAUCAUCACGGUUAAGCUUUUAGCUUGGUCACCAUGCUAAUCAUAUAACUUUGUUACUUUUGUUACCUCCAAAUGGAGCGAUCCUGUCAUACCAUUAUGUUUCCAUUCAUGACAUAAUCCCUAAUGUAGCUCACACAAGCAUAGCUGCUGCUGUUAUUCCAUUUGUUUAAUGAUUGUAGAAAAACUGCAGCUCAUACAAUCGUUUCCUUUUUGGCCUUUCAGUUUUGUAGCUCUGUGUUGCCUUUGGUUUUUGAAUGAUUAAAACCAAGAUACUUCUCUUAAAUGUCCCCAAACUGAUAAUCAGCCUUUUUUUAAUCACAAUGUAACACUUAAAUGUUCCAAAUCCACACAGAAUUAAUGACAGUACAACACAUUCAGGUCAAGGUGGGAAUGUUUUUCACAAGUGUGUUUAGGAAUUAUAAAUACACCAUAAAUACAGAAUAAUCAAGCACUACAGCUCUUGCUUGUUUAAAAAUAUGGAGACUAUGAAGCCUGGUGGGAAUGUUAUGAAGUAUGAAAUGAUGUGAGGAUGUUUGUGCUGAAGCUGCGAUCGCACUGCAGGAGCUUUUCUAAAAUGUUCUCUACCAACAUCCAGUCAUACGUACAUAAAUAAUAUACAGAAGAUCAACACUAGAUAAUGUCACAAUACCAGAAUUUUAAACUUUGAUAUGACACUAAAAAUUAAGUGAUUUUCAAUACCUCAGCAACAAAUAUUACAGACAGACUCUAGGAUAUCAUCUGGUGAGAGAAAAGCGGUGAAAAAUGAUGCCAGUCUGGUCUGUGCUUUUAUAUUUUCCAACAUGUUCUCAGCAGUGAAGCGGCCACUCAGGACGCAGCGAUGGGGGGAAUUUAUUCUAUUCUGUUAGAGUAGUCACAGCUGUUUUUAUGACACAGAUAACUUAGUGGGUUUAAGUUAAGUUGGUAAAAGUGCAUCUUCUGUACUGGAGGUUAUGGUGCAUACAGUAAAGCUUCACAGUUUUGUAGGUUUAGGGCAGUGGUGGUUUUCCCUGAGGGCCAAAUACAGAAAAAUAAAAGUAUGACAGGGCCGCUUUGAGAUACCUCACCUUUAUGGUAUUAAAGUUAGUAAAACCAGUCCAGUGUAGGCGAAGACAUGCUUCGUCAUUGAAAUGCUGAAAGAAAUGAAAGCCUGCAUCACAGCUUUCCAAUAAUGACUGACAAGGCAAAUAACCAGUCACUGUUGAGGAUUUUAGGGGGACUUGUAUGCCCUAGCUUCCUCUGGACCCACCCUGAUCAGGGUAACAUUGAUGGGGUCUGCCUGUGUUAUCCUUUCAGGAUUAGGGGAGAUGCUGACAGCUCAGCUCCACAUUCAGACACAAAACAAGAAGCUUCCAACAUUUAAAGAAGAAGAUGAUCGGUGUGUAAAGACGGAGCAGAAAGUUGAGCCAGGAAGUUUGUCAUGCACUGUUGCAAUAAACUGCUAUGAACCAAAAUAAUCACAUUAUUUUGGUUAUUAAUAUUACAUUAUUUUCUGCUAUUAUUUUGGCUGUCAAUAUUUUUACCAUUUACAUCACCACUUCUAUUUAGUCACGAAAAAGGCAUGUUGAUGAAUUCCUCUCGUCAAAAUGUUUGUUUACAACAGCCCAAACAAAGAAGUACAAUACAGUAAAGCACAGCUUCAUAUGUGAGCCCAUUUCUGCUAUUUAAGUAAAGUAAAUGUUAGGUAAUUUUUUUUUUUUUUUUUUUUUUUUUUUAGUAAUUAAAAACUUGGUUAAAAUGAUAGCCCUGCGAUUGACUGGCAACCAGUCCGGAUGUACCCCGCCUCUCGCCCAUUGACAGCUGGGAUAGGCUCCAGCCCCCCAUGACCCCCAUUGGGAGAAGUGGUAUUGAAGAUGGGUGGAAGGAUGGAGGUUAAAACGAUGAGAGAAAAAGGCAUAAUUCUGAGAGUAAAAUAUCGAAAUCAUAAUAUAAGUCAGUUAUGAGAUUGAAAGUUAUCUUGAUUUAGCUCAUAAUUUAUUUACUAUCAUAAUUUUGCCUUUUUACCUUAAGAUUCUGACAUUUUAUCUGAUAUUUUUGACUUUUUAUAUCUUUUUUAACUUGAAUUCCAUCAUGAUCACUUUUUAAUAAUAAUUGUGACUUUUAGUCUCAAAAUUUCACGUUUUUUUUUAAUAAUUAUGAAAUUUUAAUCUCAUAAUCGUGACUUUUCAUAUCAUAAUUUUGACUUUUUACCUCUUAACUGACUUUUUUCAUAGUUCAUAGUCUGGCUUUUUAUGUCUUAAUCAUGAUUUUUUAUAUCAGAAUUUUGACUUUAUAUAUCAUAAGUUGUGGGUUUUCAUCUCAUUAUUGCCUCUUCUUAUUGUGUAAUUAUGACUCACUUUCUCAUAAUUUUAAUUUAACAUAUCUUUUUGAAAUAACUACCUAGUUUCUAUGUUUUUUUCUUUUAUAAGUGGCAGCAAUGGGCGUCCAUAGCUUCAUGUUGUAAUGAUGUGCAUAUUAAUUUUUUGUUAGGAGUUUAUGGCUGGACCACGGGCUGCAGUUGGUCCUGCAGCCAUAGUUUGGACACCCCUGCUCUUCAGCUACCAUUAGAAGUUGUCCAGCUCUUAAUCCUGCAUCAUUUAAGGCUUGAAUUGUUGUUGUUUUUUUUUUUUAUUCUAUCUUAAUACUGGGAAAAUCCUCAUGAAACGUCCCCAGCAAAUUGGGCACAAAAUCUGUUAAUGUGUGGGUAACCAGGCAAUGAUAACGGUACAUUUUUAUUAGAAACUAAAGGUUUAAAAUUCUGGUAUUGUGACUGCCCUGGUUUAAAUACAGCCCAUGUUUGUGUGCGUGGUCCUGCAGUGUGAAGCUGUCAGAGUUUGACUGUAGCAGGAUCACUGUGGCAUUAAUGAAAGCCUUCAGAGACGUGAGAGAGAGAGAGAGUGUGUGUGCCUUUGGAGAGAAACUUUAUCUUUCUUUCUUUGUUUCCUGUCCUAACUUGGACGCCAUCGUCUGAUCUGUAGAGAAACGUUUGAGUUUUUCUUUUUCUGUCCACAGUAGAGUAGAACGGUGUUAGUCUGAGGAAACAUCACUGUCGUCAUUAACCUUUAAAUCAAAAACACUCUUUGACAUCUGGAUGAAGGAGUGUAGAUUUUUGCUCACGAUCAUUCAGAGAAACACAAAUGCUGUUAGUCACAAAUUAUUUUUUUUCAUCAUGUAGGUUGUGAUAUAAUUCUUGUUUGUUAUUUGAAGUUCAAGUGCAUUUUAUUUUCCUCAUUUGAUUGUUUUCUAAUGAAUCUGUUUGUGUUACCUGAACCUGGUAAUGUGUACGGAGGCGGCUAUGAGAAACAUACAGCAUGUAUUUAUUGCACUUUGUGAUUUGGGUGUGCUUUUUUUUUUUUCUUUUUAUCGCGAGAGUCCCGAAAAGCUGUGAAUUUUAUUCUCAGACACUGUACUGUCGACCAGAGUUGUAAAUAUUUCACCAGCACAAUAAACGAUAUGUUUUGUAGU